AUGUUUUUGAACCAGAGCUCCCGCGUGGUGCGCCAGCAAUGGCGGCUCUCCAGCCGGCGACUAUCGUCUCUAAGUCAACAACACCGCGCGCGAGGACCAACCCUCAGGACUCCGCUAUCCCCACCGUUUGCGCCUCCCGCAAGGCUCUUCCAUGCAAGCAGGAGUCUCUACGCUGUGAAGCCUGUGUUGCUCGCUGAUAUUGGAGAGGGCAUUGUCGAGUGCGAAAUCAUCCAAUGGUUCGUCGAACCCGGGGCGCGCGUCGAGGAGUUCUCUCCACUAUGCGAGGUUCAAAGUGAUAAGGCUUCGGUGGAAAUCACCAGCCGCUUCGCCGGUGUGGUUAAGAAGUUGCACUAUGAAGCGGGCGAGAUGGCCAAGGUGGGCAAGCCGUUUGUCGAUAUCGACAUUCAAGGUGAUGCCAAAGAGGCAGACUUGCAGGCUCUCGCACCUGCUGAGCCUGUGACCCCAACAGAGCCAACUACAAAGAUCGAGAACCAGGUGGCGGCUCAGUUACCAAAGCAACCUCCACCAGCACCACCAUCAGAGCAUAAGCCUGCACCGUGGAGCAAUGGGGUCUACGAGCAUACCUCACCUAAGCCUCAACCAGGCGAGAAGGUGAUUCUGGCAACUCCAGCAGUCAGAUACCUCGCCAAAGAACUCAACGUCGACCUUCUCCAAGUCCAAGGCACGGGCAAAGAAGGCCGCAUCCUAAAAGAAGACGUCUACAAGUUCGUCGAGCAAAAGAACGCACCCCCAGCUCCCACCCCAAGCCCCUUUACUCCCUCCUCCUCCACCACACCCACCAGUCAACAACAACAAGAAACCCCCAUGCUCCUCACCCGAACCCAAGAAAUGAUGUUCAAAACCAUGACCCGCUCCCUCUCCAUCCCCCACUUCCUCUACGCCGACGAGGUCGACUUCACCUCUCUGGUCGAGCUCCGCUCCCGCCUCAACAAAGUCCUCGCCAAACAACCCCUGUCUCUAGACUCAGCCACCCACCCGGUAGCAAAACUAUCCUACCUCCCCUUCAUCAUCAAGGCAGUCUCCAUGGCCCUAUACAAAUACCCCAUCCUCAACUCCCGCGUCGACAUCGACCCUGCCACAUCCAAACCCUCCCUCGUGCUCCGGAGUCAGCACAAUAUCGGGAUUGCAAUGGACACCCCCCACGGGCUACUCGUCCCCGUCAUCAAAAACGUCGGAUCACUCAACAUCCUCCAGAUCGCAGCGGAACUCACGAGACUUCAAAGUCUGGCUACGGAGGGGAAGCUGAGCGUGGGGGAUAUGUCCGGGGGAACGAUCACGGUGAGCAACAUCGGGAACAUUGGGGGCACGUACCUCAGUCCGGUGGUGGUGGAGAAGGAGGUGGCAAUUCUGGGGAUUGGGAGGAUGAGGACCGUGCCUGCUUUUGGGGAGAAUGACCGGGUGGUCAAGAAGGAGAUUUGCAACUUUAGCUGGAGCGCGGAUCAUAGGGUUGUGGACGGGGCGACGAUGGCGAGGGCGGCCGAGGUGGUGAGGGGGAUUGUGGAGGGGCCGGAUGUGAUGGUUAUGCAUUUGAGGUAG
Messenger RNA from Podospora anserina S mat+, 1557 nucleotides. RefSeq lists its product as uncharacterized. Bases 1 to 1557 code for a protein of 518 amino acids. The transcript is spliced from 2 exons. Gene Ontology annotation, molecular function: acetyltransferase activity; lipoic acid binding. Gene Ontology annotation, cellular component: cytoplasm; mitochondrion. The record is from RefSeq and is a predicted model, not a curated record. Lineage: Eukaryota; Fungi; Ascomycota; Sordariomycetes; Sordariales; Podosporaceae.